Notolabrus celidotus (New Zealand spotty) is the source of this 4674-nucleotide messenger RNA. Its product is annotated as microtubule organization protein AKNA-like. The transcript is spliced from 22 exons. Lineage: Eukaryota; Metazoa; Chordata; Actinopteri; Labriformes; Labridae. The coding region runs from base 265 to 4197 and encodes 1310 amino acids. The record is from RefSeq and is a predicted model, not a curated record.
CAGCAACCACUCUCUGUCAGUACAGCUGCCAGUCCGGCUGCAGACGCUCAGAAUAAGCUCCAUUAUUAAUGAUGGCAGAGAAACUAAACCUGUCCGAAAGACCAUAUGUCAAGAUAGAAAGAGACAGAAACACUGAAGCCGGUUACAAGAUGAUGUCAGGAGCAAGAGCAUAACUGUGGGUCGGAUCUAUGUAAUGUAGCAAGGCUGAAGGAACCGUCCAACACAUAAGUGACAAGAAGUUGACACUUCAUAGAGAAAGUGUUCAUGGAAGGAGAACCAGAGGAGUCAGACGAGGAUGUUCAGGGAGAGGGCAAGCCCACAGUGCUGUGGGAGAAGUGCAUUCAGCAGAGCAUCUUUGUGGACCUAAGUGAGGACGAGAGUCUCCACUUAAGUGAUCUGGAAGGUUCUUUAGCCUUGCAUCUGUCCCAGGCAGAAUCUGCUGCCUCUGAGGCCAGUAUCCAUCUCAGUGGGAGUGCAGAGCUGUCAGCCUUAGAUAUUUCCUCCUCAGAGUCCAGCACUGUAAGCAGUCAGAGUGAAAGGCUUCCAGAGAGCAAGAGCAAAUUGUUCCAUGUGUCUGCCCAAAGACCAAACACCAUGCAAGAUGAGCCCCCUUUAAAACAGGGGUAUGAAGACACAGCUCAAAAUACUAGUGACGAGGAUCAAGAUGACCUACCUUAUGAUGGGGACAUUGGAAGCCAGUAUUUCAACCAGACAGCUAACUCUGAGGGAGAGAGGAGCUCAGAUGGAAGAGAAACUGUUCAUGCAAGUCCUGAUGUUCCAGCUUUGCUUGAAUGUAAUCAAAUUGAAAGAGAUUAUUUAAUUGAUCGUUUGGUUUCUGUUGUGUGUAAUGCUGAGGAAGUGGCAUCAUUGACUCAAGAGGAUGCCAACACCAAACAGGAAAACUUUCUGGGUGCUUCAAAGCAAAGGGAGUUUGCUCCAUCAUGCCCUGCAGACAUUAACCAGUUGUUGCUGCGACAUUUCUCCCAGGAGGAGCUGCUCCGGUCAGGUAGGCUGAUCGAGGCAGAAACCCUGCCAGAGGUGUCGCUGCUGGAGAGUGUGGAUGACACAGUUUUAAGCUUUCAUCCCACACACAACAGCACAGCAAUUUAUAGUAACCACUCAGAGACCCAGGCUUGUAAUUCUGAGAGUAAUCAGAGUUUCUGCUCCAGAGGGGAUGUUGAAAAGAGCGACAAUGCAUCACAACAUAUCAGUCUCAAGGAAGAAGCAGAAUGGAAAUCUCAUAAUGAAAGUAUUACAUCCAGCUCUGCAAGUAUAAACUCCAAACAGGAAAUUGAGGAUAUCAAUUCUGAAGAUGUAGUAAAUGCGGAUACAACAGAAAAUAAUGAUCAGGUUCUGAGAGUCCCAUUCAUGCGCGCCAGGUCCUUCACUGAGAUGAAAUAUGGCCAGGGAAAAGUCCAUUAUCCACUCCCUGACUUCUCCAAGGUUGCCUCUAAAGUUAAGAUCCCCAAAGCUCCAAGUGGACCAUCUAGACCAGUCCCCCAGAGCCCUGGUACCAUGCAGAGAGCCCAGUCGUCUCCAGAGAUGUUAGAUGUGAUCAGCAGAAUCCUGGAGGAUUCAGUCCAGACACCAGAGAGGCCCAAUGUGUUCAAAGAUGAGGGCGAACAGUUUGCUCCUGCACUGUUGCAUCACCUGCAGGCUGAAUAUGAUAAAUUACUGGCCAAAUACGCUGAGGCGGAGAACCUUAUUGAUCAAAUGAGAACUGGAGCUAAUGUCCAGCCUGCCUCAGACCCGAUGCUUUAUUUCGAGUGUGAGGAUUAUCACCCAGAAAAUGUACCUGUGGUUGAGGGAGGCCGUCUUGGAUCCUUGGCUCCUAACCCCCCACCAUCAGAGAACUUUGUUGAAAAAGGAGAAACAAACUUUCCGAGCAACAUUAAGGAGGUGAACACAGAUUCCUCCAGCCAGCCUGAAGAGGGUCCCAGUGAUGGUGAAAAGAUGACUGCAGAGCUGAGAGACAUCAUCAGCCAGUUCAUGCAGAAGGUGGAAGAAUUCAAACUAAGUGUGAGCAACAUGUCAGUGAGCACAGCAGAGCAGCAAAUAAUGCUGAGAAGCCUUAAAGAGGCUCAGGACCAGCUGGAGAGAAAAUACAUCUGUAAGAAGGAGGAGCACAGAGCUCUGGAGAUGCAAAACUACAUGGGCCUGACCAGGAAUACUGGCACCUAUGACCCAAACAGGCUGGUGGAGGGAGACAUAUUCAGGAUAGGGAUGCACCUCGAGGACAUAAAGGAGAUAAUUGACAAAAACGUGUAUGAGCAGAUUUCUCCACCUCACUCAUCCUCCACUCCCACUUCUAUGAGGGAGAUACAGCAUGUGGAGCCCCAUCUUUCCACCCCUUCACCUUCCCGAUCACUGCAUGAGCGACCAAGUUCAUCUUUUUCCACUGCUGGGUUUACUAACAUUGAUAAUGAUGACGAUAAAGAGAAGGAAGUGAAGGAGGCCAGUGAGGUCCAUGGAGAAGAUGAAUUGCAGCAACAUGGUGAACUCAUAACAACUGACUCUUUGAUGAGGAGCAGUGGUCACAGCAGCUGCCAUUCAAGGUUCUCUUCUCUGUCCUGUUUCAGGAGCUCUCUGGGCUCUAGAGAGGGACUGAUAAUCCACACAGCAGAGACCGAAGAGGAGAGGAGCUCUGUCUGUUCAGAUGAGAUCGACCACAGUAACAUCUUGGCAUACUUACAAGGAAUCAGCUCAUCUUUAGGACAGAGGCAGGGGACACCAGACAGUCGCAGCACCCUGGAUGGUUUGCCUGCAGUUGGUGAGUGUGAUCUAGGAGACUGUAUGAGUCUAGCUGUGGAGGUCUCUUUUGCUUCUAACGCACUCAGAGAUUCAGGUGCCCACAACCUCUCAGAGCCUCCUCUCAACACUUCAUCUUCAUCGCAGAGAAUUGUAAGCCCUGAGACAGACAGUGGAUUUGGCAGCUCAUACUUGAAUCACUCUGCUUCGGGAUCAUUACAACCAAAUCUGCUCACAGAGAGUGUUCAGUCCCAGAGUGAUGGUAUAAGUAGCACAGACAGUGAAGGCUCCUGCUCCAACUUGCAGACAGCCAUCCAUUCAUUACGAACACAGCCUAGUGGUGGAGCAGGGGCUGUGGAGAGGUGGGUAGAGAAGACCACCAAAGAGACUUCAGUGCGUCUGCAGGGACCUGAAUGCAGCCUGCUUGCUCAGCUCCAUCACCACGUAUCUGAACCUGUACUCAGCACCACCAUGGAUACAGAAGAGAGGGGCAGCCCACAGAACUCCUGCUCCUGUAAUAGUGAAGCUAUCCUGGCCUUGCAGUCAGAAGUAUCGAGGCUAAAGAAGGAUUUAGAGGACGGCUUGGUGCAGUUGCCACACCUAGCUCAGAAGAUGGACUUUCUCACCUCCAGAUACGGACCAGAUCGUCAGGAGCGCAGGUCUAAAACCAGACCCCGAACCCAACACAGGCUAGUCAGCAACAGUGCGCUGAAGCCAUCCAGCAGCAGACAGAGCAAUCUCAGUUCCAGUCAAGUGUGGAUAGAAGAUUGGAUCUCCUCAGAUAUGGAUGCCAGUAAGAGCAAAGGUACAGACAGAGAUGGCACAGAGACCAUGUUGCAGCUCCAAAGUUUACCCACAGGGAGCAGGAGAGGGUUUCAAAAUACACUGCAAUCCAACAGAGGGUCACAGAGAAACAUCUCAGUGAAAACCUAUGAUCGAACGAGCACUAAAGGGAAAGAGGAGGCUUCUGACAGCCAUGUCAUGCACAGACCACAAACACACCUGGGGAGUUUUCAUUCCAAAGAGAAGUGGUCUCUUUUCUCCUCUCCACCUCUACAGAAACCCCUUCUCCAGGUCAGCUAUGGCUCCUCCAGCAGCCUACCUGCAAGCUAUAAAGUGAGGGAGCUGCCACUGGAGUCUACAUCCUAUCACAGAAAACACUCCACCCAGUCAGACACAGCACUUCUGCCAAGUAAUGUAUAUUUCCAGCGAACGCUGAGCCCAGUAUCAGCACCAACAAAGACUGGCAGCAGAACAAGCAGACGGAGAGGGAGCAGAGAGGAAGAGAUAAACAGGUCUCUAGACCAAGCUAUCGAGGUGGCCCGUAACAUGAAGAGGACCACUGACAGAAUGGCAAAGAGACUAUCAGCUGACCUCGCUGAGGCUAAACUGCACAGAAAACUAUACAACAUGCAGCCACUAGGGGGCAGGAAACACCGGGCACUGUGAUAAGCAGGGUACAGAUCAAUUUACUCUGAAAUCACUAACCAGCAGUCUCUAUGACACCUGACGCCUGUGGAGAAUACUGUAUACUGUAGCUUUGUUCUAAGCUGUGUGUCAAUUUAUAGCUCUUUUACAGGUUUGUAUAUUUAUGUAUAUUUAUUUAUAAUGCUGGACAGUAUGAAAUCACACUGAAAGGCAACUUUUAAGCAGCUUAACCUUGAUAUAGUCAGCUUUUGGGGAUACCUUUUGAAGAAAAUGUUUGUUUUUUUACGUUUUACAGCCUUUUUUCAUAAAUGUUGACAUUUGACUGGUGUUUUUAGACCAUGCCAAAUGUUUCAAAGAAAAAAAGGAAUCCGCAUCUUCAUUUAAAUCACACCAGUGAGCAAUUUAAACAAACAUGUGUACACUUAAAUUUAAAAAAAUCAUAGAAACAUUUCAGGCAGGAGAUUUUUGUAUUUAAGGCCAAUAUAAAAUCAAUACAGU